CACUUUCGUGUGUUUUUGUUUACAGUUGAGUCCAACACGUGCGUCGGUCGUUAGCUGCGAAUUUGUGCACAAACUUUCUUUAAAUUGUGUAGUUUUGAAAGCUUUACACGACCGAAUAAUCUCUCAAAAUGGUGCGCCGAUUGAGGAGAACCAAGAAAAGUCAAAAGUACAACUAUAACAAAAACCGGAAGCGACUUAACAAGAAGAUUCACGGCACCGGCACUGUGAAAUGCCCGGAAAUCAAGAACGACAUGGACUUCCGGAAGAACCUGAACACCAACAUCUCGGAAAUGGGCCUGGCGUUCGAUGUGAACAAAGCAAUUCCGGUCCCAAACACCAAACGCGAGCGCGCCAAACUGGCACGCUACGUGAACGGCUUCCUUGAAGAGGAUGCUUCCGAUUCGGAAUCGGAAGCACGCAAUCCUCCACCCAAAGCGCACGUUGCCAAACGGCUGGAGAAGGACUCCAAAGAGUUCGUGGAAAUUCGUUUCCGGUUGUCCAAGGGUCAGGUGCAGUUCGUCACCGGAAUGAUCGACACGUACGGGUUCAACUACAAGGCGAUGGCCGCGGAUAAACGGAACUACGAGCAGGAAACGUGGCGACAGAUGCGUCAGAAGGUGCGCCGGUUUUUGACCAUUCCGCAGCAGUGCACGCCGUACCUGAAGCGGAAGGGAUGGCUGGAUUGCGAUAUGAACGAUCCCAGCGAUCCGCGGUGGAAGGAAUACGGCACCGAUGAUGAGCAGUGAUGGCUGGUAAGCAUGUUGGAGGAUGUCUUAUUUACAAUAUAUUCGUCGAAAUUAACUAA
Messenger RNA from Aedes aegypti (yellow fever mosquito), 805 nucleotides. RefSeq names its product nucleolar protein 16. Lineage: Eukaryota; Metazoa; Arthropoda; Insecta; Diptera; Culicidae. Gene Ontology annotation, biological process: ribosomal large subunit biogenesis. Gene Ontology annotation, cellular component: nucleolus. The record is from RefSeq and is a predicted model, not a curated record. The coding region runs from base 129 to 746 and encodes 205 amino acids. The transcript is spliced from 2 exons.